AAAGACAGUUACGACACACUGUUUGUCUAUAAUUGUCUAUAAGUUCAAAAUAGUUUGAUAUGAAUUUCCAACAGUUGAAAGGCGACCUUUCGAAAAUCGAGGGAGAAGGGGUUUCACUAACACAUGUAGUUAAAGUUGCCAUACACGAUAUAUACCGUAAAUUGCAUGCAUUGGUGGAAACAUCACCUGACAAAGAGGAAGUAAAAUCUAAACUUGAAAUCUGCGAAAAAGACACGGGUGAUCUAGUAGAGACUCUAACUGGAGUGGUGGAUUGGUCGUUAGACUGGGCAGAGCAUAUGGAUUGGAUUGAAAAACAAUAUGCAACAUUUAAUGAAAUGUCUUGUAGUUUGGAUCAGUUACAAAACAUUAUAACUCCAAGUUCUCGACUUCCGUAUUAUGAUAUUGCACAUGCCGUUGAGAUUUUAUCUACAGGUAACCUGCGUUUGCCUGGCUGUAUACGUGAAAAUUUUCUACCACCAAAUUCUAUCGGAGCAUUACAAAGGAAGCAAACUUUUUCGCGUCUACACCAAAUUAUAAGGAAUCGUCUGAUUAGUGGGAAACUUUUAACACAAAUGAAAAACUUUAAAAUUAGAAAUGGAUGUGUGGUUUUUACGGUCAAAGACGAAUUUAAGAUAACCCUAACAGUGAUGGGCGAUGAUGCAAAGGAACCCUGGCAUUUAUUGAAUAUAGAAAUAUUGGUUAUGCUUAGUAAAAUUGGAGUUUGUAAGCCGACCGUGCACCCAAUACAAUUAUCUUUACUUCAGCAAAUUAUGCGUGCACAUUUAGAAGGAAAUGUUGAUCCUUUAAAAGAUAUUUACUAUAGCUUGCAUUACUUUUGCAAGUCGCUUCAAUUGGAUGAUAUCUAUUUGCACUUAAUGCGCCUUGAAAAUGGUAUAUUAUUUGAAAAAAUACGGGUUGAGAAAUAUAUACAUGGCCAGAAGAUAACAAUUUCAUAUUGGCAUCAAUUAGCGGAAAAAGCUAAUUCAAAACUUGGCUACCGAUUGCAGUUAGAAACCAAGGAAACAGAACAUCUUUUAGUUGUAUCGCAUAUUCCGUCUUUUGAUGCUUUAGAUGAAUCAAUAUCCAUCAGUCAAUCUUUAUGUGUAGAUAAUAUUUCAGUGGAACGCUUAAUUCUUCAAACCAUUCAUAUACGUUCAUUUGCACGUCUAAGAUAUUUAAAAUUGCAUUUCGAACUUUUAUUAAAUGGAGUAGACUGUGAUUUGGAAGGUACACCAGCAUAUCUCCAAGUGCCAAUUGUUUUGCGUUCUUGGCGAAAUGACAACCUGUGUAUAACGAUUGAUACAUACACUGGUAGUUUGCUUUGUUAUUUACCAAAUUAUUCCAAUUGUCAUAUAAUAAACAGCAUUCAAGUAGCUCUUAAUAAAGAUCAACUUGGUAAACUCAAUUCUCUAAUAUUAGAAUUAAUAUUUUGGGUCACAUAUCAGCAUUAUAAAGUAAUUCUGGGAAACCUUCCUGUUACUGUAACAAAAGCGUUGACUUUUUUAAAUCAACCAAAUCAUCCACUUUUAAUUCCAAAAAGGCCGAAAAUAUUCCUCAAGUUCCAUCGACACCCUACUGUUGUACUAGUAGUUCAAUUAUCAGAAAACCAGUAUAUGCCGUUUGAAUUGGUAUAUGACAUUUUAAUUGCUUUUAUCAAAUAUCAAACGCAUGAAAAUAACUUAAUACCAGAGCAACCUAUAGGAUUUGCCAAUAUUGAAAACCACCAAUUCGAAACAGUAAACCUUUAUGCUCAUAUCGAGAGCUUGAUGCAGCUUGAUUCAAGUUUACUAACUGAUGGACUUCUCAGAAACAUACAAGAUCAAAUUAUCGUUCAAAAAUGUGCUAAAACAAAACAAUCAUCACGUGCUUGUACUAUACCGGAGAUAGCUUAUGUUGUGUCAAUAUGUGAUGAACAAAUGGCCUUUUUUUUCUUGGCAAAUGAGUUCAAUCUACAGAAGAUACCAAAUACUGGCUUUAAGUUUGACAGAAGAACUGGUUCAUUUGAACUUAGCUUAUUGACACUACUACUGCCCACACAACCAGAACAGACAGAACUGACGAGUACUAAUCUAUUAAUACCCAGUAUCGAGAAACAUGUGCAGGAAGAUUUAAACAAACGUUUGGUAUCAAUUUGUAUUCGUUCAAAAUGGAAUGAGGAAUGUUAUUAUUGGGUAGUAGAGAUCGUAUUUAAUAGCAAUCCACUGUCAAAUGUUACACAACCAGAUUCGAAUGCUUAUCAAGUGAUUCAUUUAUAUUAUAAACAAAUAAGUAAUGCAACUCAGACUGUAAGAGAUAUUCUUAAAGAUUUCUCCAGAAUUGUCUAUCUUUAUGCAAUUGUUUACGAUUUAGCAAAAAUCAUAAGAAAUAGCAAACAUUUCAACGUAUUGAAGACAGUAAUAAUUUGCACAUAUAACUACUUAAAUCUGAUUAUUGAUUAUGGACCGAAAAAAAAUGUUAUUUGUAACAUAUUUUGGUGUACAGAUACAAAACGUUUUUGUUUGAUUUUUACUAGUGAUAACUCAUCACCGAAUCCACAUAAUAUCAUCCAUGAAAAAAUGGAAAGUUGUUUGAAUGCAACGUGCAGUUUAAUAUACUUACUAUAUAUACUGGAUGAAACCUAUAAUACUUUUUAUUCUGUUUCUAAAUUGCUGAAUAUAACAACUUCAAUAAAAUCGGAGCUAGAAACUGGUAACGCAGCUCCAUCAUUUGUCAUAAAGCCGGAGUCUCCAUUCAAUAUAUUUUUAGUUUACCAGAAAACGUUUGGCAUAGAAAUAUCUUUUAUAAGCAUUGAUAAAGUUACGAUACGAGGUUAUGUCCACAGCGAAGAUGAACUUAUGCAAGGCGCUGUGUUUUCAUUUUUAAAAAAUUUUGAGGUGUUUUUAACUAAACAUAUUGAAGGCGAUAACAUAAAUUCUCCAAAUAGUGAAUAUGACAGUUUACUAUGUUAUUCCCCGUUUUUGUCCUCAUCUUCAGAAAUAAGCGAUACUAGCUCUGAAUCUAACUUUGGUGACGAUAAAACGCCAGAAACAAAUAUUCCUCUUGGUUCAUGCAUAACACUAACGCAAAAAGUAUUUCAUACAAUCUGCAGCCCAAGUGUCUAUUUCGAUGAUUACUUAACUGCAUCUGGUGUAAGUUCACUUGAACGAUUUCUAGGCUGUGAAUAUUUACGAUUACAAAUGCAGGAUUUCGUGAAAAAAAGUAACAGCAAUAUAAUAACAUUUCUUGAUUCUACUGAACCGAGCACUUUACUAUUUAACCUGUCUAAUUUUCAAUGUGAACUAAAGUUAAAUCCAGUGCAUAUGCAAUCCCUUCAUUUAAAAUUAUCAUGCUUAUCAAAUACACCAUCUAUUGAAUUAACCGAUGAUGAUAUGCUCAUACUGGAACUAUUCUUUGACAGGCGUGUUGCUAUAUCACCUUACAGUCGUAAUUCUAUAAUCGGAUUUUUUGGUCUUUUAAAUAAUUGUACACCAAUAAUGCUAAGUCACUUUGCAAAAAUAAUGCAUUUAGAUAUGGAUCCAAACAUAAAAGAUCCUGGUUGUGAUUAUACGAUACAAUUGUGUAUGCAAGUUCCCCCUUCAGAUACACUAUAUCUACCAAUACCAGUAGGUAGUCCAGGUGUACAAUUAUUAAAUAAAAGUGUCAUUGCAUUUUUCAUUAAAAUAAAUCAUGCAAUUUGUAAUGGUAAAAGUUCGGUCGGAACUCAGACGUUAGUUUUGCCACUAUGUUACAAUUCAAAUAAUAAUGCAACCAGAUUACUCAAGUCAUCAAAGCACAAUGCUUCAAAACUUCAAAUAAGGAUAAUGCAGUUUAUAAAUACUUUUUCUCUUCAUGGAGAAAUUCACAAAACAUGUUCGAUAUUUCCAUCAAUAGCAGGUCUUCUGAGAAAUCUCCACGUACUGGAUGACGACUUAAUGACAUUUUAAUAAAUGGACUAUUGGCAUCUUAUACAACUUUAAAGGCGCAUCUAACAAAAGUGGUGCUUCAUAAAUGGACCGGGAAGCACAUUGAUAGUCACAAGUAAUAUAGUAGUAUAU
Molecule: messenger RNA, 4034 nt
Organism: Teleopsis dalmanni
Lineage: Eukaryota; Metazoa; Arthropoda; Insecta; Diptera; Diopsidae
Product: mediator of RNA polymerase II transcription subunit 14-like
Exons: 15
Coding region: 60-3923 (1287 amino acids)
Biological process (GO): regulation of transcription by RNA polymerase II
Cellular component (GO): core mediator complex; mediator complex
Molecular function (GO): transcription coregulator activity
Source: RefSeq, a predicted model, not a curated record